Messenger RNA from Neolamprologus brichardi, 579 nucleotides. The record is from RefSeq and is a predicted model, not a curated record. NCBI's taxonomy places the organism in Eukaryota, Metazoa, Chordata, Actinopteri, Cichliformes, Cichlidae.
CUGGUUUUCCACUUCCAGACACUGUUGGACAACUUCGAGAGGACAGUCAUUGAUGACAGCCGACUAGCUGGCAGACCGGCAGAGAUCUUUGUCGGAAAGAUGUUUAAGAUGGAAGUCUGGGAGACCCUGUUGACGUCCAUGCGUGUUGGAGAGGUGGCUGAGUUCUGGUGUGAUGCCAUUCACACAGGCUUGUACCCCAUUGUGUCCAAGGGAAUGAGGCUGAUCGCUCAAGGGAAAGACCCUCUAGAGGGUCAGAGACACAUGUGCGGAAUGGGAAACCUGUUCCACUAUCACUCCACGGGUUUCCCGGAGCUGGAUGAGCUGAUGCGGACUCCUCAGCCGCUUAUAUUUAUUAUGGAGCUGCUGCAGGUAGGAGACCCCAUGUCCUACCAGAGAGAGUCGUGGAUGAUGGAAAAGGAUGAAAAGCUGCAGACGGUGCCAGUUCUCCACAUGCAGGGCAAUGCUCUGGUCCAACAGAAGAAAUACAGAGAUGCUGCCAGCAAGUACAAAGAAGCUGUCCUGCUGCUAAAAACUGUCCAGUCUAGGGUGAGUGAAGAGCGGUUGGAAGAAAGGUGGGAU